Austrofundulus limnaeus is the source of this 3314-nucleotide messenger RNA. It is a transcript of the gene jupa, whose product is annotated as junction plakoglobin a. Gene Ontology annotation, biological process: cell adhesion. Gene Ontology annotation, molecular function: cadherin binding. The record is from RefSeq and is a predicted model, not a curated record. The coding region runs from base 230 to 2401 and encodes 723 amino acids. NCBI's taxonomy places the organism in Eukaryota, Metazoa, Chordata, Actinopteri, Cyprinodontiformes, Rivulidae. The transcript is spliced from 16 exons.
UUGAAGGGGCGGAGCCUGCGCGGAGGUGACGCUCCUUUCUCUCGGCGUUUUUGUUCACACAGAAACCAGCUGCGUCUGUUGGGGGCACAGAGAGGAGAAAGGUGGGGAGAAACAGGGAGAAGUGUUCUCUGGAGGAGGAAAAAUAAAAGCACGGAGCUGGAAUAAUCUGAAAAGCUUUUGUGUUUCUGAGAGGUUUGCUCCAUCGUUGCUUUGAUAUCCAGAGACGAGGAUGGCGAUGCAAAUGGGAGAGAUGAAAAGCGGCUCGGUGAAGGUGGAAGAGUGGCAGCAGAAGAUGUACGGCCUCGACUCGGGCAUCCAGUCAGGAGCCAACACCAUCAAUGAUGACGAGAUGGUAACAUCGAGGCAUUACACCAUGACCACCACCGUCACAAGAGAGAAUCCUGAUUUACAUGACAAGUACACAUUGACCAGAGCACAGCGGGUGAGAGAAGCCAUGUUCCCCGAGUCGCUGGAGUCCGGCGUCACCAUCCUGUCCACCCAGACGGAUCCGUCCCAGAUGACCAACGUGCAAAAGCUGGCCGAGCCAUCUCAGCUGCUCAAAACGGCCAUUGUCCAUCUCAUCAACUACCAGGAUGACGCCGAGCUGGCGUCCCGGGCCAUGCCGGAGCUCACCAAACUGCUCAACGACGAAGACCAGGUGGUGGUUAGCAAGGCAGCUCAGAUYGUCAACCAGCUGACUCGUAAGGAGGCCUCGCGGCACGCCCUGACGCAGUCCCCUCAGAUGGUGGCGGCGGUGGUCCGCGCCAUGCAGAACACGAGCGACAUGGAAACGGCCAAAGCAACAACCAGCAUCCUCCACAACCUGUCCCACCAGAGGGAGGGUCUGCUYGCCAUCUUCAAGUCAGGAGGGAUCCCCGCCCUCGUCCGUAUGCUCAGCUCCCCCAUGGAGGCGGUGCUCUUCUACGCCAUCACCACCCUCCACAACCUGCUGCUGCACCAGGAGGGUGCCAAGAUGGCCGUGCGUCUGGCCGACGGCCUCCAGAGGAUGGUCCCCCUGCUGAAGAAGAGCAACCCCAAGUUCCUGGCCAUCACCACAGACUGUCUGCAGCUGCUGUCGUAUGGAAACCAGGAGAGCAAGUUGAUCAUCCUCGCCAACGGGGGUCCCGAGGGUCUUGUUCACAUCAUGAGAAACUACAACUAUGAGAAGCUGCUGUGGACCACAAGCCGUGUUCUCAAAGUCCUCUCUGUGUGCCCCAGCAACAAGCCGGCCAUUGUAGAAGCUGGUGGGAUGCAGGCUCUGGGCAAACAUCUCACAGGUACCAGCCAGCGUCUGACGCAGAACUGCCUGUGGACCCUCAGGAACCUGUCCGACGCCGCCACCAAACAGGAGGGAAUGGACAGCCUGCUGCAGGUUCUGGUGGGCCUCCUCAGUUCAGACGAGCUCAACAUGCUCACCUGCGCCACGGGCAUCCUGUCCAACCUCACGUGCAACAACGCCCACAACAAAUCUCUGGUCACCCAAAGCAACGGCGUGGAGGCGCUCAUCCACACCAUCCUGCGUGCCGGGGAGAAGGAGGACGUGACGGAGCCCGCCGUCUGCGCCCUGCGCCACCUCACCUCGCGCCACCAGAACGCCGAGCUGGCCCAGCACGCAGUGAGGAACCACUACGGCAUCCCCGCCAUCGUCAAGCUGAUCAACCCGCCGUACCGCUUCCCAGUCGUCAAGGCUGUGGUCGGCCUGAUCCGUAACCUCGCCCUGUGCCCAGAGAACCAGGCCCCUCUGAGGGAUGCAGGAGUCAUUCCCCGUCUGGUCAACCUCCUGCUCAAAGCCCACCAGGACGCCCAGAAACACGGAUCAUCCAACCAGCAGACCUACCAGGAUGGUGUGAGGAUGGAGGAGAUUGUGGAGGGUUGCACAGGAGCUCUGCACAUCCUGGCCAGAGAUCCCAUCAACAGAAGYGAAAUCGCAAACACACAGACCAUUCCUCUCUUCGUUCAGCUUCUCUACUCUCCAGUGGACAACGUGAAGCGCGUGGCGGCGGGCGCCCUGUGCGAGCUGGCCCUGGACAAGCAGUCCGCCGACACGAUCGACGCCGAGGGGGCGGCGGCUCCGCUGAUGGAGCUGCUGCACUCCAGCAACGAGGGCAUCGCUACGUACGCCGCCGCCGUGCUCUUCCGCAUCUCCGAGGACAAGGCGUCCGACUACAAGAAGCGCGUGUCGGUGGAGCUCACGCACACCCUGUUCAAACACGACCCCAGUGCCUGGGAGGCGGCCCACAACACUGUCGUCAUGGAAGGAACCUAUCCAGAGGAAAUGGAUGCCGGUUUCCAGGGUUAUGGAUACGCAGGUGACAUGCCCAUGGAUGGCAUGGAUGGACACAUGAUGCCGGAGGAAUAUCCAGGCGGCAUGGCCUAUGACAGACAGUACCCUGAUUAUUAACGGACAACCAACGGGAGGAUGAGGAGGAAGCAGAGGACCUAAAGUGGGACACAAAGGGAUGAAGACGAGUAGAGUUUAGUCACCUGUAGAGAUAACUUCCUCUGCUCUCCGCCUGCUGUAAUAUAUGCAAUUGUCAUCGAGUAAGGGACUCAUAAUCUUAACAGGGCUCGACUUGUGUUUCAUAUAGAGUAAUUUUUCUGAUUUUUCAAUGACCGUGACGAUGCUCGUAAGUUUCUGUUCGAAAACCUAAGAGCCGUGUGCAUGUGAGUGUGUGUGUUUGCGCUUCUGGGUGGGUGUUUUUAUGCCAAAGAGAUUUUUAUUUUGUGAUGAUAAUCGUGUAGCCUCUUCCCUUUUUUUUAAUGAAAAGGAAAAAAAAAGUAAUAUUUGAGAACACUGCCAGUGGUGGCUCAACGUGCACCUACUCACCGACAUGUUUUAUGCCUUUUUUUUAACAAUCUCGUCUUUGCUGUAGUUUUUACACUUUGUUCUGUCGUCGUCCCACUGAGAGCCGAAAGUGGAUUUGAUUCGCUUUUUCUUGUGGCAAUAAUUCAGUCGGAGCAAACAAAGAGGCUUUAAAAGAACAACAGGUGAAGAUGAGCAAGAUGCUUUUUUAUUUUUUAUUUUCUCAUAUCUUUUAAAAGUUAUUGGACUACUUUAGUGUACUCACCAAAAUUUUAACAAAUGUGUUUAUGAUUUUUUUUAAAGUAAAUAAAUUUUAAAAAGAUGUGGCUGAAGUUAAAAGUUCGAUAAUGAUGAUUUAGGUUUGACAGAUUUGAUAAUUAAUCUUAACGUGAGUCUGUGUGGCCCUACAGCUGGAACAAACUACUGACAGGAAAUUUAUUUUCUUUCUUACGUCAUAAGAGUUUUUACUGAAAUUUUGUUUAUUAAAAAUAAAGGAUAUAUUAAACCUGUU